Messenger RNA from Salpingoeca rosetta, 1167 nucleotides. RefSeq lists its product as uncharacterized. Lineage: Eukaryota; Choanoflagellata; Craspedida; Salpingoecidae. The transcript has 2 exons. The coding region runs from base 1 to 1167 and encodes 388 amino acids. The record is from RefSeq and is a predicted model, not a curated record.
AUGGCUUUGCCUGGGUACAGGUCGCCGCCCAUGAAGCGGGUGCACUUCAACGACAACGUUCAAAUCAACGUCAUCAGCCCACGUGGACUGGGCCACUCUACAACCGACUUUCGCAAGUCGUUACGCGCGAGCAAAGGUGCUGUGCAGCCUGCUGGGGUGAAGCGCAGAGAGGGGUCAUCGUCGACCGCACCACGCCGCGCGCUGGCCGAUGUCAGCAACGUCCGCCAGCCAUCCGCAAGGCCCUUUGCGUUUCAGCGUGUCAAGAUCAAGCAGCGCAAGCAAGGAAACAGCAGAGGGCCCGUGCCGCGUGUUCAGACCGGCACUCAAGCCAGCAAACCACAUCCCAGACAGUUCACCAUGGCCAGCAGUCGCAUGCUUGUUUAUUCCAAGGACAAAGGCAACGCUGACACUACUGUCGCCACCAAGGCGCCAAAGGCAUCGGCAUCAGAGCCAUCAUCAGCUUCAGGCAGCAAGCCAGGAAUGCCCUGGAGCAAGGGCUCAAGGUGGGGUGAGCGGGUGGUGCAGCGAGUCAGGCGCAGGCAAUCACAGCAGGUGCAAGGGGAGCAGCCACUGCCACUCGACGACAGCAACAAGGAGAAUGAAUCGCCGGCGGCAGCAGCACAACACGGCAGCAGCACAGCAGCACCAGCACCAACAGAAGCACGGGAGGCGAGGAGGCGGUCCAAGCGGCCAUGGAAUUCCAAGAGCAGCCACACAUCGAAGAGCAGCCCACCCACACGCGUCAACAACCGAUCACAGAAGGAGGAGGAUAAAGAGGAGAAAGAGGAGAAAGAGGACAAGGAGGAGAAGGAGAAGGAACAGGAGGAGGAGAAAGAGGACAAGGAGGAGGAGGAGAAGGAGGAGGAGGAGGACAAGGAGGAGAAGGAGAAGGAACAGGAGGAGGAGAAGGAGGAGAAGAGGGAUCAACGACAGCAAGGCGGCGAGAGCUCACGGCGCAGUGCACCGACAAGCACAACUGAGGACGACUCCGCGGACGUGGAUGUGCUGGUGUUGGCCCCGGCGGACUCUGUGAUUGAUCGGCACACACGUGCAGCCAGGGCGGCAGCCAAGGCUGGCGUAUCAUCCACGGCUCGCGGGCAGAGGAGGAAGGGAGGGCGACACGGGCGGCGGAUCCGGCCGCAUCAAGUCUGCUGUUUGCUGGAUUGA